Osmerus eperlanus (European smelt) is the source of this 5776-nucleotide messenger RNA. It is a transcript of the gene maml1, whose product is annotated as mastermind-like transcriptional coactivator 1. Gene Ontology annotation, cellular component: nuclear speck; nucleoplasm. Gene Ontology annotation, molecular function: transcription coactivator activity. The record is from RefSeq and is a predicted model, not a curated record. Lineage: Eukaryota; Metazoa; Chordata; Actinopteri; Osmeriformes; Osmeridae. Bases 1352 to 4492 code for a protein of 1046 amino acids. The transcript has 6 exons. Gene Ontology annotation, biological process: positive regulation of transcription of Notch receptor target; Notch signaling pathway.
GGGUAACGCCUCUUGUGUCGAUAGGAAACGAAAAGGUUGAGGGGGAAAAAACUUGAACCAAAAUGGCGACGAAGAUAUGCCUGUCUAUUGGAAAACAAUAGAAAUAUCAAAGGGGGCAGAGUUGGAUUAUUGUAUGUCGUUGCACUUUGGUAUUUGCCAAACAAAAGACCAAGGACCACCGUCGGUUAGUCUAUAGUUACACGUGGACAACUUAAAUGUAUUUAUUUAGCUAAUCAGAAUAUCAUGCUUUGUUAGGGUAGGCUAGCUAGCUCAGGCAGGCUAGCGCACAUCCGUAGCAGCUCGAGCUGGUGUUAGCAGCGCGAGCCAGGCGGUGUCUCGGGGAUCAGCUGUUUGCUCGCUCGCGAACACCUCAGCAUUUCGUUAACUAAGUUAACACGCGGCGUUCUCCCAGUACUCAUUGACACACUUUUGUGAAGUGUUGUUGCACAGAAGUAUAGGAAAUGUAAAGUAUCUGAUUUACUCUGUCCAAGUUAGCUUGAUUACUAAUCGUGGAGACUGAGCUAACUUUAGUAGCCAGAGCUGUGGAACCAGCCAGCGUUACUCGCUCUGCUAGCUAACUUUUAGCCAACUAACUUUCACCAUGAGAUUGGUGUGUUGCAUGUAGCAUUAGCCAGCAUUCGGAGUAAAAGUUGGGUAAGUGAAUAGAAAGAUUUUCAUUCAAUUAUUGUCGCACCUGCUAUUAAUCUCAUUCAAAUGUUGGACCUUGUGGUUUCAUGUUAAGGGACGGUUAGUAACUCGUUGCUUGUUGAGUAGCUGAACAGUGUGAAAGUUCGGAUCUUUUGUUGCUCGCUUUCCAACUUUAUUUAGCCAGAGGAAUGUAACUAGCUGUCUAGCUUACGUUAGCUGGCAAGUUUGUGCUAACAAUGUAGUUUCAUCGGCUAUCUAGCAAGCAUAUCAUCGAGACUAAUAACUGACAACAUGUUUUAGUAUAUGGCAAUUAAAUUGCACCGGUUGUUUUUCUCGUUUCAUUAAUAUUCAUUGUUGCUGCGAUUUGUUUUCGGACUUACUAGCCAGUACUGACAGGCCCCUGUUCUCGGUUGAGAUAUUUGAAGGGUUUGGCCAGGAUGCAACACACACAGCUCGGCAUCUUCUGUUAUCGCAAUGGUUAAAUUAGAACUUCCCUCGCUGCCUUCUUACAUGCGUUUUCCCAAUACAAGUGUGUUGUGAAAAUAGGCCAACAUUAGCAAGACAAAGGUUGACUCCAUGGCAGUGGCAGAUCAGUCUUUGUAAAGGGGUAGGGGGUGUAAACGCCCACACUGAAAAGGAGCGAAUUCAGCAUUUUAUCCGGACUGCCGAAACCUGAGUCCAGAGUUUACAACAGUCUUUAUUGAUGAUGGCGGAUUUUGUUGUGCCGCCGCCGCGACACAGCGCGGUGAUGGAGCGGCUCCGCCGUCGAAUCGAGCUCUUCAGGCGGCACCACAACAGCUGCGAGAACCGAUACCAGAACACGGCGAUGGAGCGUCUGGAGUUGGAACGACAGCAGACCUUUGCACUGCACCAACGCUGCCUGCAAACUAAGGCCAAGCGGUCUAGUAAGCACAGACAGCCACAACCAAAUUCAGACCAGGCUCUUCAGAGAGGGCACACGACCGGUGGCAGUAACGCAGAGCAAGGGGACGGCGCAACACCGGGAGAUCAGAACCGAAACAGCACUUUGAUUGCGCUGCAGGAGACAGUUCGGAGGAAGCAGGAGAGCUCUGUCUCCCCGCUGGGACGAGACCAGGUCAACGGCUACAGCGACGGCUACCCCCCUUCCAAGAAGGCCUGCCUGGACAACGGCAUCUCCACCUUGCCCCCCCGCUCCCCCCUGGACAGCAAGCAGGGCCUGGGCGUGGACGCCCUCCUACCCAACGGUAACCAUGGCACCAACAGGAAGCCCGGGGGCCUGGUGGGUGGGGCCUCGGAGCAGGAGUUCAGGCUGAAGGAGAUGAAGCAGGAGCCGGUGGAUGAUGUGCUCCCAUGCAUGCUCCCAGGAGGAGGGCCUGGCAGCAACCUGUUCCCCGACCUCAACCUCAACGAGCAGGAGUGGACUGAGCUGAUGGAGGAACUCAACCGCUCGGUGGCCUACGAGGACAUCCAGGACAUCCUCAACGACGGCUUCGACGACCGCAAGGAUCCGCCGGAGCUGGGGUCCGGGAGCGCGGGGGGCGGGAUCUCUGGCCCCUCCUCCCAGGGCCUCCUCCCUCCAGACCUGGCCUGCGUCAAGUCAGAGUUCUCCCCGGUGUCGGCUGCCUUCGAGCAAGACUCCCGCACCGCCUCGCCCCACGUCAGACCCACCUCCUCCGGGCCUCCAGUCCACACCACCAACUCCCCCGCCACCGCCACAUCCUCCAAGGCCUCUUCCCCGGGCCUGCCCCAGCCCCUCUCCCAGCCUCCCCCCCCCUCCCGCCAGCCCCUCUCCCAGCCUCCCCCACCCUCCCGCCAGCUCCCUCCCCAGCCCCACCUCCUCCCUCCCGGCCCCGUCUCCAAGGACCUGUCCCCCGCUCAGCAGCUCCAGCAGUUGGCAGCCCAGCAGCAGAGAGCUCAGCAGAUCCAGAACCAAUUCCAGCACCAACAGGCCCAGAAACAGCAGCAGCAACAACAGCAGCAGCUCCAGUCUUCCAAGUUCCACCCUGCUGGACCUCAUCCUCACACGCCGUCCUGGCCCGCCACCACCAACCCGUCCCAGACCCCCCUGGGGCCCGCCUACGGCCUGGAGAAGCCUUCCAGCCCCUCCCUCUACCCCCAGGACUUCCCCAGCAACCCCAAACAGCUCAUGAUGCCAGGCCAGCCCAACAAGGGGUCCCCUAAGGCCGGGGCAGGGGGGGCAGGGGGCUACCUGCAGCCUAACAUGUUGGGGCACCCCACCCCGGGGGCCCCUCUCAGCCACCCUGGGUCUGCGGGGGGCCAGGCCCCGUCCUCCAUGCUGAACUACAACAACACUAAGCCCCUGUCCCACUACGAGGCGGGGGCCUCUGGGCCCCCCCGGGGGCCCCCCAACACCCAGAGCCAGAACAAGGCAACUCUGCUGUCUCUCCUUCGCCAGCAGCAGCAAAUGAAGCAGAAAGCAAGCCUGGCCUUCUGUCCCCACGCUCAGCAGGACCAGGCCUCCUACCCUGCUGCCCCCCAGGGCCCCGGGCCUGGCAGCUCCAUGCCCCAGCCACCAGGGGGCAGCAUCAUGCAGCCCAACCACGGCAACCCGGCCUUCCUUAGCAACCCUGCUGCAGUUCUGAAACAGCAGCAUCACCAGCAGCAGCAGCAACAACAGCAGCAGCAGCUGCAGUUCCUCCUGAGCCAGAGACAGCAGCAACAGAUGAUGGCUGAACAGGAGAAGCAGCGGCAGCAGCAGGAGCAGCAGCUGCAGAGACACCUGACCCGCCCCCCCCCUCAGUACCACGACCAGCAGACACAGCCCCCCGCACAGAACCCCUUCCAGCAGACACAGGUCUCCCAGUUCCCCGGAUCCUCUCAGCCAAUGGGCAACGUGGGUUCUUUAGGCGGCCCCGCCCCCGGAACCCAGCGCAUGUUCCCCCAGACGCAAAGCAUGCUGGGUAUGAACAUGGGCCAGGGCGGUGGCCCCGCCCCUGGCCCCGCCCCCCCUGCCUCCAGCCAGGCUGACCUGAGCCUCCCUGCAUGUGGAGGAGGAGGAGGAGGAGGUAUGGAUGUCCAGCAGGUUCUCUAUAACAGCAUGGGGCUGCUGCCCGGCCACCCCUCCCAGCAGAGCGCCCUCCAGAGGCAGGCUGGGGGAGGCAUGGGCCCCCCCUACAGACACAGCAGGCUGCCCCAGCAGCCGCAGCACCUGAAGAACCAGCCCAGCGCAGCCCUGCUGAAGCAGCCUCCUCUGGCCAGGGUGCCAGGCUCCCUGGGGGCCAUGCCCAGCCCCAUGCCCAGCCCCAUGCCCAACACCCUGCAGAGUGUCCAGAGCCAGGUGUGGCCGCAGCACCAGGCCAUGCCCGCUCAGACGCCCUCCACCAACGGCAGCCUGCCGCCCAACGCCUUCUCCACCCCCAGCUCCUUCCACCUGCAGCAGCAGACUCGCAUGCCCAAGAUGCCCACCGCCGGCGCCCCCUUUGGCGCAAACACCAACGGGCGCACGAUGGGGGGCAUGACCCCCGGGCAGCAGAUGAUGCAGUCAGGCAUCGCCCCCCGGCCCGGGCCCAACCCCCAGGGUCUGGGUCUGGGCCCGCCGGUCCAGAGCCAGCAGCAGAACCAGCAGCAGCAGGUGGUUCAGAACCAGGGUGUCCUGCCUGACCUGGGGGUGUUUGGACCGGGGAACCAGGCAGGGAACCGGACGGGCCUGCAGUGUAGCCAGGGUUACCAGGUGACCCGGACAGUCGGUCAACAACCACAGCAACAGCAGCAGCAGCUGUCGUUUGGCUACAGCCCUCGGUCUGGUUUCCCUGGUGACGGGGACCUGGACACGCUCCUUAAGGGCCAGAGCACUCAGGAGUGGAUGGACGAUCUGGACGAGCUGCUAGCCAGCCACCAGUGAGCUCUCCUGCUGCCUCUCCUGCUGCCUCUCAAGCCGUCUGUCGGAGAGAGAGAGGGAGACGAGCCCAGGGAGAGAGGGAGGACCCGGGUGAGGUGUCUAGGUCAUGGCCUGUCAUGGUUUUGCUGCAACAGCGACCUGGGGGACGAACCGAAGCUGUGGUGGAUGACAAAUGCUUCUCGACACUGUUCCGACUCAGCUGAGAGCGUUGUUGUGUGUGUGUGUUGAGAGAGUGUGUGUGUACACACCAAGUGUGUAGAUGGAACGCUGAGAGCUGCACAGGCUCUGUCAGACCGAGCGUUCUCCAGGACUGGAGAACAGAGAACUUUACUACUACUAUAGUACUACUAUAAUAAUACUACUACUACUACUACUACUACUAUUACUACUGAACCUGUGGCUCAGUACCAAACCACUGAAUCCUGCACACACAGAGGGUACACACGUCCCAAGCCUACCAAAACACCGUAGUCCUUCAGUAGGGGUGUGUUGGACCCACCCUCGCCCUUCCAUCAUGGUGUGUUUGGGAAAACAAAGGAGGCCUUACGCAAAUGAUGUAUAUGAAAAUAUGCUCAGUUGCAGAGAUGGCGUAGUGACACAUUCCCCUUUGUUUGUCCACGGACAGAGACAGUGGAGUCUUCAUGUGUGGUCAGCGCUCACACUGCUGCAGAUGCUGCCAUCCCAUACUUAACUACCUACAGAGGGUUUAUUGGUCACAAACCAACAUGCACGAUAAAAACCCCUGUUGUCGUCAGUCACCGUGGUGACAAAAUAUUCAGCAUAGAUUUCACUCCAUCUGACCCUUCCUGAAGCUACUGCUGAACCAGACGGCAGCAGGGUGACUCAGAUGUUGGCCUCCACAGAUGAGACGUGUCUGCUAAAUCUGUGCUAGAUAUCGUUACCGGAUGUCACUUAUAACACAAGUGGGCAUAGUGUACCACAUCCUGUUCAGAUAGAAGCCGGGUAGGAGUUCCAAAACGGUUUUAACGUGCGAACCGUUGACUCGUCCAGUGUCAAAGGUCGUUUCCAAGAAUCAUCAUUUCCAAGAGCAGAUGGUCUUCACUUGCUUUCAAACACACCCUGAUUCUGGAGAGGGUCAUCUCUUGUGUCAGAGGAUUCUGUACAUGUAUAUAAGUAUAUUUUUUUGUAUGUAUGCAUUUCCUAUUGUUCUGGAGAAGAGAUCUUAUUUUUAUAUAUUGCACCGGAUUUUGUAAGUAUUUUAUACUUUUUAAUAUGGUUCUUUGUAAAACAAGAGUAUUAAAUGUAAAUAUAGUUCUUUAGAAAUGA